Suillus clintonianus is the source of this 150-nucleotide messenger RNA. RefSeq lists its product as uncharacterized. The transcript is spliced from 2 exons. The record is from RefSeq and is a predicted model, not a curated record. The annotation marks the transcript as partial. Lineage: Eukaryota; Fungi; Basidiomycota; Agaricomycetes; Boletales; Suillaceae.
GGCCAAUAUGUAGUUGGAAUAGGAGAAAAUGAUGUUUACUAUGAGUUUAAUGAGAUGGAAAUAGCACCUCCAGCUGGUGUCUUAGCCUUAAAUUAUUCUAGGGCUACACAUUCUGAGCACCAGCCCCAUAAAUUUACCAUCUCAUGGACA